ACCUAUAUAUCCCUUUAAUUACUGGUAUCCCUGUUGUUGUUCCUUGACAUAAAUCGACCUCAGACCGCGCCUUAACCUGAGUUAACUGUCUCGUUAUUUUCAUCUACUAUCCGUGAACGAAGAACAGAUCGCUUUAACAUGAGCUCAUCGUCGUCCCGAAGGCGGAAGACCGCUAGCAUGUCUAACGUGAUGUUCACGAACGCCGUAUACUUCCCAAAUUUCAAAAUCUACGGCGGCGCUACUCCUGGGAUGAUGAACUACAGCUGCGUCAACCACGUGUUUUACGCCUUCGCCAACGUGGCAGCGGACGGAUCCGUGUUUCUAAGCGACGAGUGGGCAGAUACGCAAGCCCCUUGCGACGGCGUUCAGGGAGGCCUUGGAUCGCUCAUGCAUCUCAAGCAGAAGCACCCGCAUCUGCAGGUGACCCUGUCGAUUGGCGGCGGGCCAUCGAACGAGAAUUUCCCCAUAGUCGCCUCGGACACGCUGCUGCGAGAUAACUUUGCGCGAUCAGCGCGCGGUUUAGUGGAGGCGUCUGGCUUGGACGGCAUCGACAUCAACUGGCAAUAUCCAAUGGACCCCCAGCAAGGCGCCAACUUCGUCGCGCUUCUAGCCGCCGUGCGAAUCCACCUGCCGGAGGAGCAAUUUUUCGUCACGGCGGGUCUUCCGGCCACUCGCGUGACCCUGCAGAACAUCGACAUCGCUCAGGCCGCCGCCUACCUCGACUUCAUCAACCUCGUGGCGUACGACUUUUGCGGGCCGUGGACUCCCAGGAGCGGGCACCAGGCGCAGCUGUAUCCGCUGAACAAGGACGAGGCGUCCGGUUCGUCUGGCGUAACGUAUCUCGUGGGCCACGGUUGCCCGUCCAGGAAGAUCUUAUUGGGUAUCCCACUUUACGGACGGAGUUUCCUUGGGGUAACUGGCCCGGGGCAUAGGCAUAAAGGCGCUGGAGGCGAGGACGGCGCGUUCGAAUACAAUUCGUUGCCGAGGAGAAACGCCAAGGAGACGGUGGACAAGCGGAUAGGGGCCGCGAGCUGCGUCGGGGGCGACGGGGGAUUCGUAACGUACGAUAAUCCGGAAACGGUAAAGAUGAAGGCGGCGUAUUGCAGGCAGAAAGGACUCGGUGGCUUAUUCUACUGGAGCGGGCCAGCCGAUUCGCGAGAGAAGUCUCGAAGUUUGAUCGCCGCCGGAUUCCGAGCAUUGCAUAGUUCGUGAUCGUAUCGUACCAACAUGUUUAUCUACGAAUGGAGUUGUACUGGUUAUGUUUGCGAUUUUAUUGGCGUUACGUUUUCAUUGAAGGGGGACUCUUGCAUUUACGAUUGGUCUUCAUAUCACUGUUACUUGCAUUGCGUGGCAUCCAUAUUACAGCAUAUCAGUCAAGGAUUGGAGUUACCAUUGUUGAAAUAGACAUUUUGAUUUUUUUCUUCCGUUCGUUUCCAACUGAGGGUCAUCAUAUAUCAUUCGGAAGAACACGAAAGCCUCGAGGGCAGGGCCGAUACCCGAAAUACCAAAAACAUCAUUUUAUUACUUUUAGAAUUAUCAGGCAAAGGUGUAUGGUAGACAGGAUCAAUUAAAGGGUUGCAUUUGCAUUGUGAUAAUUAAAGGGGCUAAAGGCGCUGUUCCGAGGAGUUGAAGAUUUGGGAUUGAACAAUUCAAAUGAGAGAAUCAAUCAAUAAUUCAGGCAGACCAUCAAGG
Annulohypoxylon truncatum is the source of this 1692-nucleotide messenger RNA. RefSeq names its product glycoside hydrolase family 18 protein. Gene Ontology annotation, cellular component: extracellular region. NCBI's taxonomy places the organism in Eukaryota, Fungi, Ascomycota, Sordariomycetes, Xylariales, Hypoxylaceae. The transcript is spliced from 4 exons. Gene Ontology annotation, molecular function: chitinase activity; chitin binding. Gene Ontology annotation, biological process: carbohydrate metabolic process; chitin catabolic process. Bases 139 to 1212 code for a protein of 357 amino acids. The record is from RefSeq and is a predicted model, not a curated record.